Hevea brasiliensis (rubber tree) is the source of this 2511-nucleotide messenger RNA. Its product is annotated as G-type lectin S-receptor-like serine/threonine-protein kinase At1g67520. The record is from RefSeq and is a predicted model, not a curated record. The transcript is spliced from 7 exons. The coding region runs from base 92 to 2386 and encodes 764 amino acids. Gene Ontology annotation, biological process: carbohydrate metabolic process; protein phosphorylation. Lineage: Eukaryota; Viridiplantae; Streptophyta; Magnoliopsida; Malpighiales; Euphorbiaceae. Gene Ontology annotation, molecular function: ATP binding; chitin binding; protein kinase activity.
AGGGGAAAAAGAUCAUUAUGGCACAAAAAAUGGAUUCGCAGUUUUCAUAUACUAAUCCAGUCUAAGCAUAAACUAUCUUCUUUCUUCUUUCAUGGCAACCAAAAUCUUUAUCCUCUUAAUCUUCCUUAUCACUCUCAAUCUGCAGGCACAAGCUUGGAUCCAAGCUGCCUACUAUGAUUCAAGUUCCAACCUCCCAGUUUCCAGCGUAAAUUCUGCUCUUUUUACCCACCUUUAUUAUGGUUUUGCUGGUAUGAACAGUUCCAAUUUUCAGCUUUCCUUUCGCUUCUCUGAUGAAUCAACUGUCUCUUCCUUCACAACUACCAUUAAACGUAAGAACCCAUCAAUAAUCACAGUUUUAUCGAUCGGGCUUGCUUAUGGAAACUAUUCUAACUUUUCUUUAAUGGCCAGCCAGCCUUCUUACAGAGGGUCUUUUAUCAGGUCCUCAAUAGAGACAGCCAGGCUUUAUGGCUUUGGUGGUCUGGACCUUUCUUGGAUCUGGCCUAACACAAGCUUUGACAUGAAGAAUAUUGGAGUUCUCUUAUAUGAGUGGCGCGCGGCUAUAAAUUCUGAGCCAAGAAACUCUAGUGAGCCACGAUUACUCUUGACAAUGUCUGUUCAUUACAAGCCUAUUAUUGGUGCCAACAGUUUUCCAGUUGAAUCCAUUAAGACAAACAUAGAUUGGGCGAAUAUUAUAGCAUUCGACUAUCAUGUGCCCUUAAAGGAGAAUGUUACAGGAAACCAUGCUGCUUUAUAUGAUCCUUCAGGCCAUGUUAGUACUAAUUCUGGUAUAGAAGAAUGGUUAAGAAGAGGAUUUCUGGCAAGCAAGCUAGUUUUGGGUCUGCCUUACCAUGGUUAUGGGUGGAAACUUGUGAACAAAAAUGACUAUCCUAAUAUUGGUGAACCAGCCUCUGGCCCGGAUCCAACAGUUGAUGGUUCAAUGGGCUAUAAAUCGAUUAAAUCAUUCAUCUCCAGUUAUGGGUAUGGAGCCACUUCAACCUACAAUGCUACAUAUGUAGUGAAUUACUUCACCAUUGGGUCAAUCUGGAUCAAUUUUGAUGACGUUGAGGCCAUUAGGACUAAAAUUUCAUAUGCCAAGACGAAGCAACUACUCGGUUACAUUUCCUUUCAACUCUGUAAUGAUGAUAACUGGCAGCUUUCUCAGGCAGCUUGUGAAGUUGGUAAAGAUCAAGAAAAGAAGAAGCCAUUAUCAUUAUGGAUUAUUGUUUCAAUUCCACUUGCAAUUGUAAUCCUGCUGCUCCUACUUGGUUCUGUUUCAUACUAUGCAAGAAAAAGAGUGCUCAAAUCAAAAGGAAAAAUGGAUUCAGGCAAAGCACAAAGCUUUGAAGAAGGACUAAAUACAGCGCUAGUGAAUGAAGAUUCAGACCAGAAUGCUCCUAAUCUGCAAGUAUUUACUUUUUCUGAAAUCAAAUCAGCUACAAGAAACUUUUCAUGCGAAAAUAGGCUUGGAGAAGGUGGAUAUGGACCUGUGUACAAGGGUAAGCUUGCAAGGGGACAAGAAAUAGCGGUGAAGAGACUUUCUAAAACUUCACAUCAAGGGCUUAAGGAGUUCAAAAAUGAGGUUAAACUUACUGCAAAGUUGCAACAUAUUAAUCUAGUGAGACUUUUUGGAUUUUGCACUGAAAGGGGAGAGAAAAUGUUGAUCUAUGAGUAUAUGCCUAACAAAAGCCUUGAUCUCUACCUAUUUGACCCCAAUAGAAGAUUGACAUUGAAUUGGGAACAACGCAUACACAUCACUGAAGGUAUUGCUCAAGGGCUUCUAUACCUCCAAGAAUACUCAAAUUUUACAAUAAUUCACAGAGAUAUUAAAGCCAGCAACAUUUUGCUGGAUAAUAAGAUGAAGCCAAAGAUUUCUGAUUUUGGCAUGGCUAGAAUUGUGCAGAAGGAAUGCAAGGAAACCAAAACAGGCCAUAUUGUUGGAACAUAUGGCUAUGUACCUCCUGAAUAUGUGAGACAUGGCGUGUACUCGAUGAAGUACGAUGUUUACAGCUUUGGAGUUCUGCUUCUGCAAAUCAUAAGUGGCAAGAAGAAUAACUGUUUUUAUGGUUGGGGCGAAAAUCUUAACCUUUUGGAAUAUGCUUAUGAUUUGUGGAAAAUGGAAAAUGGCAUGGAGUUUAUGGAUGAAACACUAGACGAUUCAUUUUCACCCUGCAAACUCUUGAGAUGCCUGCAAGUAGCCCUUUUAUGUGUACAGGAAAGUCCAACAGACAGGCCAUCAAUCUUGGAAGUUUAUUCCAUGCUAAAAAAUGAAAAUGUAGCCAUUGCUUAUCCUAAAACACCUGCUUUUUCUGUCAAAAGCGCCGAAGACAAAGAAAAAAGCGUUUGUUCCAUAAAUAAUGUAUCUAUUUCUCAGAUGGUAGCCCGAUGACUUUACUUUUUAUGGGUAUUAAUUGUUAGAUCAAGAAUUAUGUUCAAUAAACAAUGUAUCUGUUACCCUAGUGUUACCCCAAUGACUUUGCCUUUUUGUGGUCAAUUAUAUAUUUUCCAGCGAAA